Messenger RNA from Zingiber officinale, 513 nucleotides. RefSeq lists its product as uncharacterized. Bases 1 to 513 code for a protein of 170 amino acids. NCBI's taxonomy places the organism in Eukaryota, Viridiplantae, Streptophyta, Magnoliopsida, Zingiberales, Zingiberaceae. The record is from RefSeq and is a predicted model, not a curated record. Gene Ontology annotation, cellular component: plasma membrane. The transcript has a single exon.
AUGCGAAGACACAGUGCUGGUGAUUCCUUUCUGUUCGUGACAUCAUCUCCUCGCGCGGCUAGGGCACGCGACCUCCCACCGCCGGCCGUCUCUUCUUCCUCACCACCGGCCGGCAGCUCUUUCUUAGCCGCACAUACCCCUCUCAGGAAUCCCCCCGCGGCCUACCUCUCCCUCAACAUCUCGCUGCUCUUCAUCGCGGACAACCCCAACAAGGUGGGAAUCCGGUACGAGGCGGUGGCACUCGAUGUGAUGUACCACGGCGUGCCGCUCGGCGUGGCGACGGUGUCGGGCUUCGAGCAGCCCGCGCACAGCAGCCGCCUCGUCCAGACCCACGUCGCCGUCGACCGCUUCAACGUGCUCCAGGCAAACGCGCUCAACCUCGUCCGCGACGCCGCCAUCAACGACCGCGUCGACCUUCGCCUCACCGGCGACGUCGCCGCCAAGAUCCUUCUCCUCGGCAUAUCCACCCCUAGGGUUCAGGUGAUCAAACUGUUCAGGAGCAAGUCAGCAUAG